GUUUUCCUUGGAAUCCAGGCCUCUCAUCUCUUACCCAUCGCCAUUUCACAAGACCAUCACACAUUAGGGUUAGCAGCAGGGAGUUCAUUGCCACUUACCCAAAAGCCGGUGAUUAGUUCCUGACGAGACGGUAAGCCCAAUGUAACAGGCGCUCACGUGACAUCAUCUAAAGAAUUCGCGCUAAGGCGUCGUUAAGUUAGCCGGGCGCUGCAGAAAUUUCGUCAUUCCCAAUGGCUCCUCCACCUCCGGGGAAAGAUUUGGCCGACUACACCGCGAAUGCGGGGAACGGCGGUCGCGCGGCGCAGCGGCGAGCGCAGCGGAACGAAAACGGCCCCAUGGCCGUGAUGGCUCCAGACGUAUAUACGGCUGCCUUCAUCCUCAUUGUUGUCCUCCUCAAUCUGUACAGAGCAUCUCUGUGUUGCUGCCGUUGCUAAAACGCAACCGUAUCUUGUGUCUCUCAAGGUGCCCGAGGAUGUGGUAAGCUUGAAUAUUUG
Molecule: messenger RNA, 494 nt
Organism: Closterium sp. NIES-67
Lineage: Eukaryota; Viridiplantae; Streptophyta; Zygnematophyceae; Desmidiales; Closteriaceae
Source: the annotation of a GenBank genome assembly